AUGAAGGCUCAACAAAAAAGAAAUAUAAAAAAUAUAAAUACAAAUAAUAAAGAUGAUAAAAAUAUAAUAAAUUUUGAAAAAAAAACGCAUUCAAAUAGUUCUGAAAAUAACGAUACACGUCAUAAUAAACCUUCUAGAAUAGGAGGAAGUAAUGAAUUAUUAAAUAAAAAAAAUUUUGAAAAAGAUUAUAAAAUAGAUGAAAAUAUGAAAAGUAAAUCGGGAAGUGAAAUUAAUACUAAAUCAAAAAUGAAUAAUAUGAAAAAUACCGAAAAAAAACAAAAUUCAAGAAACAUUACUGAUUCAAAUAUACGAGAUAAUAUAAAAAUAAAUAAGAAUGAAAAAGAGAAUAUUGAUAAAUCUAAUAGUAAUGAUUUGAAAAAAAAUAAAAAAGUAUUAAAUAAUAAAAUAAAAAAUCUUAGGCAUAGUUAUAGCAAUAAUAGUAGUAAUAUAACUAAAAAAAGUGAUAAUUUAAAUAAAAAAGACAAAGAUACAAUCUCAAUAGGUUCCGAUAAUGACAUGAACGAAUACUCAGAGGCAAUCACAACAGGGAAUAACUUAAAAAGAAGUAAUAGUUUAAUAAAAAAUGUGAAAAAAAAAAAUAAUAAUUUUUCAAAUAGUUUGAAUAAUAAAAAUUUAUCAAAAGAUGGAUUAGAUGACAUUGUUAGUGAAGAAGAUAGUGAUGAAGAUUUUAAAAAUUUGAAAAAUAAAAAUAAUAAAAAUAUGAAUGGUAAAAAUACGAAUGAUAAAAAUGUAAAUGAUAGUGAUGAUAAUAAUUCAAAUGAAUCUAUGUCAUAUAAUUUGAAAAAAAAAAAUAGAUUAAGUAGUUAUGAUAGUGAAACAUUGAAAAAGCAAUCUAAAAAAAAUAAAGAUUUAUCUGAAAGUUCUAAUAAAAAAGAAGGAAUUAAAAAGGGUCUUUUAAAUAAUAAAAAAAAUGCAAAAGGAAAAAAUGAAAACGAUUAUUCAACUUCUGAAGAUGAUACAAAUAAAAAAAAUAAAAAUAAGAAAAGUGGAAAUAUGAAAAAUAAAGGGAAAACGAUUAUAGAAAAUGAAAAUGAAGAAGAAGAAGAAGAAGAAGAAGAAGAUGAUGAAGAGGAGGAAGAAGAGGAUGAGGGAUAUAAACGAAAUAGAUUAAGGAAAUCUAACAGUAUAAAAAAUAUAAAAAAUGGAAUAAGUCGAAAUAGUAAAUUUAUAAAAAAAAAAAAUAAUAUAAAACCAAAUAAAGAAAAAUGUGUGCCUAAUAAUAAAUCUGGAAAAAGCCAAAUAAAAAAUGUAAAAAAUGAGGAAGAAUAUUCAUAUUUUGAUGAAUAUAUAUAUUCUAAUAAAGAAAGAAAAGCAAUUUUAGAAGAAAAAGAAAGAAAAAGACAAAUAAAAGAAGGAUAUAUAAAAAAAAUGAAAUUAAAUAAAUAUGCAGAUGAUGAAUCAAUAGAAUUUAUUAAUAAUCCUAAUUAUAUUAUGAUAUUAUUAUUUUUAACUAUAUAUAAAAAUAUUAUAAAAAUUGAAUGGAAUUUUAAAGAUAUUGAUGAAAUGUUUCAAAAUAAAGAAAAUACUGAAUUUGGAAGAAAUUUGAUUUUGAAAUUAUUUUUUUUUUUGGGUAGAUAUUUUAAUUCUAAAUCAGUUUUUAUGUAUAAAUAUAUAUCGAGAAUAUUUCAAGAUAAACAAAAUGCUUUAGUGAAAGUUGUUAAUUUUAAUGAAUUAUUUCCAAUAUUAAAUGAAAAUCAAAAUUAUAAAAAUAGUUCAGGAGGUAAUUCAAAAAAGAGAAAAGAUAAAAGAGGAAAAAAAAAUAAAAAUUUGAUCAAAACAGAUGAAAUAUUUGACGAACUUGCAGAAAAUGAGGAUCAUAUUGAUGAGGCCAACGAAUUUGAUGAAGAUGUCCUUACACAUGAAGAGGAAUUUGAAGAAUCAGAAAAUGAUGUAGAAAAUGAUAAAACUUUCUCAGAAAUCGAAAAAGAUAAUAAUGUUGUUAAAGAUGAAAACCAACUUAAUAAGAAAGAAGAUGAUGUAAAUUGCAAAGGUUUAUUCAAUUUAGAACAAAAUAUAAAGAAUGAACUUUCGAAUAAUGUUGAAUCGAAAGCUGAAAUAGUAACAGAACAUAUGAUAAAGGACGAAGAAAAAUGUGGAGAAGAAAAAGACGAAAUUAAGGAUGAAACAGGAUUAAGCAAAAAGUUAUUUUUAGAAUGGAGUGAUUUAAAUACAAUAUCAAAAUUAAGAAUAAUUAGAAUGCUAUUAAAUUUAGUUCUUUGUGAAAGUAACAAUUUAAAAAAAAUGGUAUUAUCUGAAAAUAUCGAUUUUAAUAAUGGGUAUUUAGGAAAAAUUAAUACUGAUAAAUAUUGGUUUAUUUUUAAUGAUACAAUUGAUAUUGAAUUUAAAUUAUAUGUUGAAAAAGAAGAACAAGGUAUUUUUGAAUUUGUAUGUGAUAAUGAUGAUGUUUUAUAUACAUUAGGGUAUAAUAUGUUAAAACAUGCAAAUACAAAACCAAUGGGGGAUAUAAUAAUAGAAAAAUAUAAUAAAAUUUGUCGAGAAAAAAGAAAUCGAAAUCGAAUAUUGAAACAACAAAAGAAAUUAUAUGAUGAUUUAAAUAAUGAACAAUUAUUAUAUGCUUCUAAAAAAAGACAACAUAAACAAGUAGAGCAUUUUAGUUUUGAUAAUGAUAAAAUGCGAAAAAAAAAAAAUGAAAAUAUGAUUUCAAAUCCUUAUUCUUUACAAAAAAAUUCAUAUCAAAAAAAUGAUAGAUCUCACAGAUUAGCGACUAGAAAUGCACAAAAAGAAAAUAUAGAAGAUUUUGAAAAUUGGAAAAAUGGAGAAAAUACAAAUAUUAGUAAUGUUUUAGAAAUGGGUGAAAAUGAUAUGAAUGAUGAAAAAUUUGUAGAAUUAAAUAAUAUGAUUGAUAAUAAUGAUAAUAAUAAUCAGAAUGGAAACAUGAAUAAUAUUAACAAUCCGAAUGUAGAUGUAGUUGUAAAAGUGCCAUUAAAAAGAGGAAGAAAAAAAAAAUCGGAAAAAAAAAAACGUGGUAGAAAAAAAAAAAUAGUAAUUGAAGAAGGUAUGGAUCCAAAUAAUCCUUUAAAAAAUGAAAUAAAAAAAAUAAUAAAAGUAAAAAGAGCUCCAUAUACAAAAAGAGCUAUCAAACCAGUUGUUUCAAUAAAAUAUGGAACCCGUAGUAAUUCUUUAACAAAAUAUGAAACUGAACAAAUGCAAUUUAGUAUGUUUGAUAUGAAUAAUCAUCAUGCUUUACAAAAUGAUGAAUUUUAUAAAAAUAAUAAUAUAAAUAAUAGUAAAUUUUUUAAUCCUAACAUUCAUUUAAAUAAUUUUUAUAAUCCGAAUAUAUCAGGUCCAUAUAACAUGCAUAAUAACAUAAUUAAUAUGCGAAAUCAAAAAACAAAUACUCCAAAUAAUUAUAACUUUCCUUAUAUAUACAAUCCUCCUAUAUAUAAUCAAUAUUAUAUGUAUAACGGAUCGAUGUAUAUGUAUAAUGCUGGAAUGAAUAGUAAUUCAAUUAAUAAUCCGAAUGGUUUAAAAGAUGAAAAGAAUGAAAGCGGAUAUACAAAUGAUACAACAAUUGGAAUAAAUAUUCGAAAUGGAAUUAUGCCAACGGGAUUGAAUAGUGGAAUGAAUGGAAUUGGAAAUAGUAAUAAAAAUGGGAAAGUUAAUAACAUUAAUGAAAAUACAAAUGAUCUGGGUAAUAUUACAAAUUCCGGUAUGAAAAUAAAUGGACUGAUUCAAAAUGGAAGUGAAUUGAGUGGUAUCCAAAAUAUGGGAAAUAUGAAUAGAGGAAAUAAUGAUAAUAAUAGUAAUAAUAUAGAUUCAAAUAAUAAUAAUAAUAAUAAUAAUAAUAAAAAUAAUGAAAAUGAAAAUAAUAUAAAUUAUAACGAUUCAAUUAAUAAAUAUAAUUCUUUUAUGCCAAACAGAAAUAAUAAUCCAGUAAAUAAUAUAAAUGAUCAUCAUAUAUAUAACACUAUGUACAAUUUAAAAUUGCCAUAUGUAAAUAAUGAUAUAAUGAAUUAUAAUUACAAUUUGGCUAAUUACCAAAAUUUUAAUUAUGAUAAAAUGAAUAAGAAUAUGUUUAAAAGAUAUCCUAAUUUUAUUCCAAAUAAUUUCCCUCAAUAUAAUAAUAUGAAUAUGUAUCCAGGAUUUAAUUCGUAUACCAUGAAUUACCAAUCAGGGCAAGGAUCUCAGAUUUUGAAAAACAAUUUUACUAAUGAAACGAGUGAGUUUGUAGAAAUGAAUGAAAAUAAUUUAAAUACUACUACUACUAAUAAUAAUAAUAGUAAUAAUGAUAGUGGUAAUAAUGAUAAUAAUAAUAAUGAUAUAGUAAAUGGAUUAGAAAAUAUUUCUAAAAUAAAUGAGAGUAGUAAUUUAAAUAGAAUUGGAAAUACGACUAAUUCUGUAAAUGUCGGAACAAUACCCGAUAUUAAUAAUAAAGAAAACGAUUUAAAAAAUGUUAGUAAUGAACUUAUGAACAAUGAUGAUAAAUUAUGUGGUGAUUUACAAACUAUUUUGAAUAGAAAUGAAAGUUCCAAUAAAUGUGAUUAUGCAUUAAAUAAAAAUAAACUAAAUAAUGAAAAUGGUAAAAUAGGAGAUCAAAACAUUAUUAUUAGUAACGAUCUAGUAAACAAUGAAAUCGGUUUGUCAAUGGAAAACGGUUCCAAAAAUGUUGAUGGAAAUGAAAUUUAG
Plasmodium berghei ANKA is the source of this 4668-nucleotide messenger RNA. RefSeq names its product conserved Plasmodium protein, unknown function. The coding region runs from base 1 to 4668 and encodes 1555 amino acids. NCBI's taxonomy places the organism in Eukaryota, Apicomplexa, Aconoidasida, Haemosporida, Plasmodiidae. The record is from RefSeq and is a predicted model, not a curated record. The transcript has a single exon.